CGCCUCCCUGGGAGCACCAUGCCCCAGAACGUGAUCCUCCCGGGCCCUGCGCCCUGGGGGUUCAGACUCUCGGGGGGAAUAGACUUCAACCAGCCUUUAGUCAUCACCAGGAUUACUCCAGGAAGCAAGGCGGCGGCUGCCAACCUGUGUCCUGGAGAUGUCAUCGUGGCCAUUGACGGCUUUGGCACCGAGUCCAUGACUCACGCCGAUGCGCAGGACAGGAUUAAAGCAGCAGUACACCAGCUGUGUCUCAAAAUUGACAGGGCAGACACUCACUUAUGGUCACCACAGGUAACCGAAGACGGGAAAGCUCAUCCUUUCAAAAUCAACUUAGAGUCAGAACCACAGGACGUGAACUACUUUGAACACAAGCAUAAUGUUCGGCCCAAACCUUUCACAAUCCCAGGCCGAAGCAGUGGAUGCAGCACUCCCUCCGGUGUUGAUGGUGGCAGUGGACGCAGCACCCCCUCUUCUGUCAGCACUCUGAGUACUAUCUGCCCAGGUGACUUGAAAGUUGCUGCUAAGAUGGCCCCUAACAUUCCUUUGGAAAUGGAACUCCCUGGUGUGAAGAUUGUCCAUGCUCAGUUUAACACACCUAUGCAGUUGUACUCAGAUGACAAUAUUAUGGAAACACUUCAGGGUCAGGUUUCGACAGCUCUAGGGGAAACACCCUCCAUGAGUGAACCCGUGGCCUCUGUGCCCCCCCGGUCUGACGUGUAUCAAAUGCUCCACCACAGUCAGGAUGAGCCUACUCAGCCCCGCCAGUCAGGCUCCUUCCGAGUGCUCCAGGAAAUGGUUAACGAUGACCGUCCUGCUGGAACGCGGAGUGUGAGAGCUCCAGUUACAAAAGCCCAUGGUGGUGCUGGUGGCGCGCAGAAGAUGCCGCUCUGUGACAAAUGUGGCAGUGGCAUCGUUGGUGCUGUGGUGAAGGCACGGGACAAGUACCGGCACCCAGAGUGCUUCGUGUGUGCUGACUGCAACCUCAACCUCAAACAGAAGGGCUACUUCUUCUUGGAGGGAGAGCUGUACUGUGAAGCCCACGCACGAGCCCGCUCCAGGCCCCCCGAGGGCUACGACACAGUCACCCUUUAUCCCAAAGCUUAAGUCUUAGGCAGACGGGCUCGCAAGUGCUCACCCACACGCAUUUACACGGGGAGACAUUAAUGGCUUUGGCCAGGAGCACAGCAAACCGUCGCCUCCAAAUCUAAAGCUGAGGCUUUUAAACAUUUAUCUUAUCGUGUAUUGAGGAAUGAGAAUGGGAGGCAAACGCCUGCUAUAUGAUGAAAAACAUACAUUUAAUUACGCUUUGCAACUCUUUUAAUCUUUGGGGCUAGCAAUAACUUCAUGACAUUUGAAGCAAUAAUUUUUUGUAUGUUAUACUCCAAAAUUUACACUGAUAUUAUGACAACCAAACAUGUAAGCAUCAAGAUACUUUUGGGAGUCUAAUUGCCUUUCCUUAACAAAUUCAGCAAUUGUAGUAACUGCCAAGUAACAGCCUUGUGUUGUAGCACAAUCUGCAGUUGUCUGUAUCUGUUUUAACUCCUACGGUGCAUGUUAGGAAGAAAUCCCCUGGAUUUCUUUAGUUUCAUAUUAAAA
This is a messenger RNA of Loxodonta africana (African savanna elephant), 1596 nucleotides long. It is a transcript of the gene PDLIM3, whose product is annotated as PDZ and LIM domain 3. Gene Ontology annotation, cellular component: stress fiber; Z disc; filamentous actin. Gene Ontology annotation, molecular function: actin binding; muscle alpha-actinin binding. Bases 19 to 1104 code for a protein of 361 amino acids. Gene Ontology annotation, biological process: heart development; actin cytoskeleton organization; muscle structure development. The transcript is spliced from 8 exons. NCBI's taxonomy places the organism in Eukaryota, Metazoa, Chordata, Mammalia, Proboscidea, Elephantidae. The record is from RefSeq and is a predicted model, not a curated record.